Chrysoperla carnea is the source of this 1922-nucleotide messenger RNA. Its product is annotated as gastrula zinc finger protein XlCGF8.2DB-like. Gene Ontology annotation, cellular component: nucleus. Gene Ontology annotation, molecular function: zinc ion binding; DNA-binding transcription factor activity, RNA polymerase II-specific; RNA polymerase II transcription regulatory region sequence-specific DNA binding. Gene Ontology annotation, biological process: regulation of transcription by RNA polymerase II. NCBI's taxonomy places the organism in Eukaryota, Metazoa, Arthropoda, Insecta, Neuroptera, Chrysopidae. The coding region runs from base 9 to 1121 and encodes 370 amino acids. The transcript is spliced from 2 exons. The record is from RefSeq and is a predicted model, not a curated record.
AUAAAAAAAUGCAUUUUGAAUUAAAAUUACGUAAAUGCUUAUCAAUUCCUAUAACCGAAGGAGAUUUGAAGCCCAAAGAAGUUUGUGAACCUUGUUUAAAAAAGAUAAAUGAUUUUUACAAUUUUAUUAUAAUAUGUGAAGCAACUGAUUUUGAAUUUGAUAAAAUUCUAUAUGAAAAUUCAUCAAAAUGGUAUCCAAAACAUGAACCCAUUUAUGAAACCACAUCGACUUCAUCCGGAAAUACAACUGUAUUGUAUGAAACCCCCACAGAAUUUUAUCAAACUCCACAAGAAACAUCAACCGCUCCAGCAGUUACAGUUCAAACAUCAACAGCAUCGACAAAUUAUUAUCAAACAGUCAUCGAAAUAAUUAAACCAGAACAAGUUUCGAAUAAUGCGCAAGAUAAAAUCCCCGAAGAGGAUACUAAUUUAAAGAAACCACAACCACCACCACCGCCGAAUACGGGUAAAAUAAAACCGUUUACUUGUACGGUUUGUAAUAAACAAUUUAUGCGACGUGCCAAUUUACAAAUGCAUGUCUCAAAUCAACAUUCAACUGUUCGUCCAUUUCAGUGUAAAGUUUGUGAAAAACAAUUUUCUACGAAACGUGAGCUACGCGUACACAAUUUAUUACAUACCGAACAAUUUCGUUGUACAUGGUGUGGUCACGUAUUUGUUGCACGCGGUAAAUUAGAAAGGCAUAUUCGUACGCAUACCGGUGAACGUCCAUACGUGUGCGUUAAAUGUGAUAAAGCAUUCAGUGAUAAACGUAAUUUAGACGCUCAUAUAUUAACUUUACACGAUAAUACCGAUAGUACAAAUUUAUCGUUAUCGAUGAAAAAGAAACCGUUUGAAUGUACAAAAUGUCAUAAAACAUUUCGUUCAAAAUCACAUUUAAAUGAACAUUUACAGGUACAUACAAUGGAUCAGCCAUUUAUUUGUGAGCAAUGCGGUAAACGUUUUAAAUGGCGUGCGAAUUUAAUAUUACACAUGCAAGCUCAUUCUGGUAUAUUUUAUGAGUGUACAAUUUGUAAACAAAAGUAUACACGAUCAACACAAUUGAAAAAACAUAAAGAACGUUGCCAUCCUAAUGUAAAAGUGGAAUUUAAACAAGAACAUUAAAUAAUCCCAUGGGUGUGGCCAUGAUUACAUUCAGGGGAGGGCGAGGGGUGUCACCUGCAUUUACAUUUGGGUUGAUCAAAACAAUCGAUGAGACAUUAAUAAAUAACAUUUUCAUUUUUACCUCAACCCCAUUAUGAACAAAUUCAUAUCUUGCCAUUUAUUGAACGUACAACAAAUCUCAACACAUUUAUACCAUGUAUACAGUGAACCCCCGGUAAUCCGGCCCUGUCUAAUCCGGUGUCCCUUGUAAUUCGAACUUUUUUUCUAUUAAAAGAUGGUAAAUAGAUACCUAUUAUUGAAUAUAACAUAUAGAAUUUUAUGAUUGGAUUAUUGAUUUGUCGGAUUACAAGGUACUCUUUAGUCUUAAAAAAUUCUGGACUAUAGGGGGUCUUAAACAGUACUCUAUAAUCCGACAAAUUCGAUAGUUCGACACUGCUCUACAAAACGUUUGUCAGAUUACGGGGGGUCCACUGUAUAUGAAAUAUAUCAAGGUAUACUAAGUCUAGUCCCCAGUUUGUAACGCUUAAAAAUAUUGAUGCUAUGGACAAGAUUUUGGUAAAGGUUUUCAUAAAAUCAACUAAUUAUUCCAUUUUCAGCUGCCCAUCCGUCUGUCUGUUGACACGAUAACUUGAAACGAAACUCAAAAACGAAAAAAGAUAUCAAGCUGAAAUUUUUACCGCGUACUCAGGACGUAAAUGGCCGAGUUCGUAAAUGAGCAACAUAGGUUAAUUGGGUCUUGGGUCCGUACGACUCAUCUUGUAGACCGUUAGGUAUGGAAUAAAAGUUUAAAUGUAAAAAAUG